Talpa occidentalis (Iberian mole) is the source of this 9528-nucleotide messenger RNA. RefSeq names its product nuclear receptor coactivator 1 (gene NCOA1). Gene Ontology annotation, cellular component: nucleus. NCBI's taxonomy places the organism in Eukaryota, Metazoa, Chordata, Mammalia, Eulipotyphla, Talpidae. The coding region runs from base 351 to 4676 and encodes 1441 amino acids. The record is from RefSeq and is a predicted model, not a curated record. The transcript is spliced from 22 exons. Gene Ontology annotation, molecular function: protein dimerization activity; nuclear receptor binding. Gene Ontology annotation, biological process: cellular response to hormone stimulus; positive regulation of transcription by RNA polymerase II.
CGCGGCCCCGCCAGCGCGGCCCGGCGGCGGCGGCGGCAGAUCUGUCCAUACUAAUGGAAAUGUAGCUGGAACCGACUCUGAUGAUAAUAUCAAGUACCACCAGGCGAGAUUAUGCAGUAAGAAUCUUUGUUUCCAAAUGAAGGCACCAACCUUCAGAAUUUCUACGUAUUCUAAGUUAUUUGCAUAAUUAUCCUUAAAUGAAGUGAGGGUAAAGACACUUAGCAUCAUCUCUGGAAAACAUCAUUACCCCAUUCGCUUGGAAGCUACCCUCCUGAGCACUAAAUUUCACCGUAUUUGUUUUGUGGACUCAUUAUGAACAAAGCCGUCUCCCAGGUGUGAAGUUUUUCAACAUGAGUGGCCUCGGGGACAGUUCAUCCGACCCUGCUAACCCAGACUCACAUAAGAGAAAAGGAUCGCCAUGUGACACACUGGCAUCAAGCACUGAAAAGAGGCGCAGGGAGCAAGAAAACAAAUAUUUAGAAGAGCUAGCUGAGUUAUUGUCUGCCAACAUCAGUGACAUUGACAGCUUGAGUGUAAAACCAGACAAAUGCAAGAUUUUGAAGAAAACAGUAGAUCAGAUACAGCUAAUGAAGAGAAUGGAACAAGAGAAAUCAACAACUGAUGAUGAAGUACAAAAAUCAGACAUCUCCUCGAGUAGUCAAGGAGUGAUAGAAAAGGAAUCCUUGGGACCUCUUCUUUUGGAGGCUUUGGAUGGAUUUUUCUUUGUUGUGAACUGUGAAGGGAGAAUUGUAUUUGUGUCAGAAAAUGUGACCAGCUACUUGGGUUACAAUCAAGAGGAAUUAAUGAAUACCAGUGUCUACAGCAUACUGCAUGUAGGGGAUCAUGCAGAAUUUGUGAAAAACUUGCUACCAAAAUCACUAGUAAAUGGAGUUCCUUGGCCUCAAGAGGCAACCCGACGAAAUAGCCAUACUUUUAACUGUAGGAUGCUAAUUCACCCUCCUGAUGAACCAGGCACCGAGAACCAAGAAGCUUGCCAGCGGUAUGAAGUAAUGCAGUGUUUCACUGUGUCACAGCCAAAAUCAAUUCAAGAGGAUGGAGAAGACUUCCAGUCUUGUUUGAUUUGUAUUGCACGGCGAUUACCUCGGCCUCCUGCCAUCACAGGAGUAGAAUCCUUUAUGACCAAGCAAGAUACUACAGGUAAAAUCAUCUCUAUUGAUACGAGUUCCCUGAGAGCUGCUGGCAGAACUGGCUGGGAAGAUUUAGUGAGAAAGUGCAUUUAUGCUUUUUUUCAGCCUCAGGGCAGAGAGCCAUCUUAUGCCCGACAACUAUUUCAAGAAGUGAUGACUCGUGGCACUGCCUCCAGCCCCUCCUAUAGAUUCAUAUUGAAUGAUGGGACAAUGCUUAGCGCCCACACCAAGUGUAAACUUUGCUACCCUCAAAGUCCAGACAUGCAACCUUUCAUCAUGGGAAUUCAUAUCAUCGACAGGGAACACAGUGGGCUUUCUCCUCAAGAUGACACUAAUUCUGGAAUGUCUAUUCCCCGAGUAAACCCUCCCAUCAAUCCUGGCAUCUCUCCAGCUCACGGUGUGGCCCGUUCAUCCACAUUGCCGCCAUCCAACAGCAACAUGGUAUCCCCCAGAGUCAGCCGCCAGCAGAGCUCAGACCUGCAUAGCAGCAGUCAUAGUAAUUCUAGCAACAACCAAGGGAAUUUUGGAUGCUCACCUGGAAAUCAGAUUGUAGCCAGUGUUGCCUUAAACCAGGGACAGACCAGUUCCCAGAGCACUAAUUCCUCCUUAAACCUCAAUAAUUCUCCUAUAGAAGGUACAGGAAUAUCCCUCGCACAGUUCAUGUCUCCAAGACGACAAGUUAGUUCUGGAUUGGCAGCAAGGCCCAGGAUGCCAAAUAAUUCAUUUCCUCCUAAUAUUCCCACAUUAAGCUCCCCCGUUGGCAUGACAAGUACUGCCUGUAAUAAUAGUAACCGAUCUUAUUCAAACAUCCCAGUAACAUCUCUACAGAGUAUGAAUGAAGGACCCAAUAACUCCGUUGGCUUCUCUUCUAGUUCUCCAGUCCUCAGGCAGAUGAGCUCACAGAAUUCACCUAGCAGAUUAAAUAUACAGCCAGCAAAAGCUGAGUCCAAAGAUAACAAAGAGAUUACAUCCAUUUUAAAUGAAAUGAUUCAGUCUGACAACAGCUCUAAUGAUGGCAAACCUCUGGAUUCUGGACUUCUGCAUAACAGUGACAGACUCUCAGAUGGAGAUAAUAAAUAUGCUCAAACCAGUCACAAACUAGUGCAGCUUUUGACAACAACUGCAGAGCAGCAGUUACGGCAUGCUGAUAUAGACACAAGUUGCAAAGAGGUGCUUUCUUGCACAGGCACUUCCAGCUCCACUUCUGCUAAUUCUUCAGGUGGCUCUUGCCCCUCCUCUCAUAGCUCACUGACAGAGCGCCACAAAAUUCUACACCGACUGUUACAGGAGGGUAGCCCCUCGGAUAUCACCACUUUGUCUGUUGAGCCUGAUAAAAAGGACAGUGCAUCUACUUCUGUGUCAGUGACUGGACAGGUACAAGGGAACUCCAGUAUAAAACUAGAACUGGAUGCGUCAAAGAAAAAAGAAUCAAAAGACCAUCAGCUCCUGCGCUACCUUUUAGAUAAAGAUGAGAAAGAUUUAAGAGCAACCCCAAACCUGAGCCUUGAUGAUGUUAAGGUGAAAGUGGAAAAGAAAGAACAGAUGGAGCCUUGUAACACAAACCCAACUCCAUUGACUAAACCUGCUCCUGAGGAAAUAAAAUUGGAGUCCCAAAGCCAGUUUGCAGCUGAUCUUGACCAGUUUGAUCAGUUAUUGCCCACGCUGGAGAAGGCAGCACAGUUGCCAGGCUUAUGUGAGACAGACAGGAUGGAUGGUGCGGUCACCAGUGUAACCAUCAAAUCGGAGAUCCUGCCAACUUCACUUCAGUCCACCACUGCCAGACCCACUUCCAGGCUGACUAGAUUACCUGAGCUGGAAUUGGAAGCAAUUGAUAACCAGUUUGGACAAACAGGAACAGGUGAUCAGAUUCCAUGGGCAAAUAAUACAGUGACAGCUGUAAAUCAGAAUAAACCAGAAGACCAGUGUAUUAGUUCACAAUUAGAUGAGCUUCUCUGUCCACCAACAACAGUAGAAGGAAGAAAUGAUGAGAAGGCUCUUCUUGAACAGCUGGUAUCUUUCCUUAGUGGCAAAGAUGAAACUGAGCUAGCUGAACUAGACAGAGCUCUGGGAAUUGACAAACUUGUUCAGGGAGGUGGAUUAGAUGUAUUAUCAGAAAGAUUUCCUCCACAACAAGCAACACCACCUUUGAUGAUGGAAGAAAGACCCAACCUUUAUUCCCAGCCUUAUUCUUCUCCUUCACCCACUGCCAAUCUCUCUAGCCCUUUCCAGGGUAUGGUCAGACAAAAACCUUCAUUGGGGACUAUGCCUGUUCAAGUAACACCUCCCCGAGGAGCUUUUUCACCUGGCAUGGGCAUGCAGCCCAGACAAACUCUAAACAGACCUCCCGCUGCACCCAACCAACUUCGUCUUCAACUCCAACAGCGAUUACAGGGACAACAGCAGUUAAUACACCAAAAUCGGCAAGCUAUCUUGAACCAGUUUGCAGCAACUGCUCCUGUUGGCAUCAAUAUGAGAUCAGGCAUGCAGCAGCAAAUUACACCUCAGCCACCUCUGAAUGCCCAAAUGCUGGCACAGCGCCAGCGGGAGUUAUACAGUCAACAGCACCGACAGCGGCAGCUAAUACAGCAGCAAAGAGCCAUGCUCAUGAGACAACAGAACUUUGGGAACAACCUCCCUCCCUCAUCUGGACUGCCAGUUCAAAUGGGGAACCCCCGUCUUCCUCAGGGUGCUCCACAGCAAUUCCCCUACCCACCAAACUAUGGUACAAAUCCAGGAACUCCACCUGCUUCCACCAGCCCAUUUUCACAACUGGCAGCAAAUCCUGAGGCAGCCUUGGCCAACCGCAAUAGCAUGGUGAACAGAGGCGUGGCAGGGAACAUGGGAGGACAGUUUGGCACUGGAAUCAGUCCUCAGAUGCAGCAGAAUGUCUUCCAGUAUCCAGGAUCAGGAAUGGUUCCCCAAGGUGAGACCAACUUUGCUCCAUCUCUAAGCCCUGGUAGCUCCAUGGUGCCGAUGCCAAUUCCUCCUCCUCAAAGUUCUCUGCUCCAGCAAACUCCACCUGCUUCUGGGUACCAGUCACCAGACAUGAAGGCCUGGCAGCAAGGAGCAAUGGGAAACAACAAUGUGUUCAGUCAAGCUGUCCAGAACCAGCCCACACCUGCGCAGCCAGGAGUGUACAACAACAUGAGCAUCACUGUGUCCAUGGCAGGGGGAAACACAAAUGUUCAGAACAUGAACCCAAUGAUGGGCCAGAUGCAGAUGAGCUCUUUGCAGAUGCCUGGAAUGAAUACUGUGUGCCCAGAGCAGAUAAAUGAUCCAGCACUGAGACACACAGGCCUCUACUGCAACCAGCUGUCAUCCACUGACCUUCUCAAAACAGAAGCAGAUGGAACCCAGCAGGUGCAACAGGUUCAGGUGUUUGCUGACGUCCAGUGUACAGUGAAUCUGGUAGGCGGGGACCCUUACCUGAACCAGCCUGGUCCACUGGGAACUCAAAAACCCACGGCAGGACCACAGACCCCCCAGGCCCAGCAGAAGAGCCUCCUUCAGCAGCUACUGACUGAAUAACCACUUUUAAAGGAAUGUGAAAUUUAAAUAAUAGACAUACAGAGAUAUACAAAUAUAUUAUAUAUUUUUCUGAGAUUUUUGAUAUCUCAAUCUGCAGCCAUUCUUCAGGUCGUAGCAUUUGGAGCAAAAAAAAAAAGAGUUCACUUUUGUUGGGAGAUUGAGAGAUGUUUUUGUUUCUUUGUAAAGGCCUUGGAUAUCGAAAAAAAUAACAAGGCAGAACAGUUGGACAAUCUAUUUCUUGAGCCAAAUUUAAUUAUUCUUAUUUUUGUAAUCAGUCAUUGGCUUCUUAUCUGGAUGAAGGCUUUUGGAGGAGAACCAAAACAAGUUCCAAGGGGGAAGAUGAUGCUCCGCCUCCACUGGCUCAGUCCGACCCUGCCGAGGAAGACGGUCUGGUGGGGCUCUCCCCCUGCCUGUCCAUCACCGGCCAUCACGGGUCUCUAAAUCAGCAGCCCUUCGCUUCCUGACCCAGGCAGCUUGUGUGUACAAUCAGCUUCUUCUAGCAACUCUGUAUCUGUUGGCUUCAAGACAAUAUUUUGCCUCCACAUAUAUACCCCUUCUCCUUUUUUUAAAGAUGGAUUUAAACCACGAUGCCUCCAGGAACGAGGACAAAAUGAGUAUAAUCAUAGAGGAAUCCAAAAAAUACAGUUUGGGGGAAAAUGCAAUAAUUUUGAUGAGGUUGGUGAAGGACAAGAAGCGAGUUAUGUCAAUUAUUGUAGAUACCUUUUCUGAUUAAAUCUGGGGGGAAAAAAGGCAGCCUGUUCUUUCUGCUUUUAUUGUAUUAACAGCUGAGGUAGCUAAAGUUAUUUAAAAUAAAAUUAAAUUUAUGAUCCUAGUAGCUUAUUUUUCCCUUUAAAUCUCACUGUAAAUAUAUUUGAUUUCUUGUAGAAGUUGAUUUCCAUCUGUUAAUUUUAAGAUUUUAUUAUCAUACUCUUCAUUUUUCUAAAUAUGUGUGUGAAAUAUAACAUUGAUUGAAUUGCAGUUACAUUUGGCUAAUAAUAUUUCAUUAUUUUAAUAACUGUGACAUCAUGUUAUGGAUUUACUUUGGGGUUCAAAUAAAAAUGCCACUGCCAGAAAGAGCUAUUCUGAUGAGCUAGAGCACACCGCCCUAGAAUGUCCCUGGGAUCAUCUAACUUGAGAGCAGUGCAAGGAAUUAUCACCAGAAGUGCACAGGCUACUUGUACCGAAAAAAACUAGCACUCAAAGAAGUCUUCAAUUUUUUUAAAUUGACUUUGGGAAUUUGAAUUUUCAUCAGUGCAAACAUAAAUUUCUCUAUUCUGCUCUGAGGCGAAUUGGUACUAUAUUUUACCUUUGUGUCUUGUCACUCGGCCACAUCCUGUUUCAUCCUGGCCUCUGAGUCAAGGACCCAGUGAACUGACUUUCUAGUUCUAGAAGUUCAACUGCAAGGCCAGGAAAGCUUGCGAAGGGUACUGUGGAAGAAGCAAAGGUAGAGCCCCAUCAUUCGCCUUUACCUGUGCCCCUGGGCCUGUGUUGAUGACAACACCUGACGUUGUGCACCAGCUACCUCUGCUUCCACGGCAGAGAAAAGGCCAUAAGAACUAACAACGGAAGAGGAGCAUGGACUCAGACAUCAAGGAAGAAGCCAUUUUCCCAGUUCCUCCUUUCUGCAUCUCACCACCCCUAGUUACAGAUAACUCCAUUGAACAGCAUCUAUUCAGAAACUACACCGAAUAAAAAGAUUGGUGGAAGGGCUCGUGUGGGUAGCAACUAUGAAACAGAAAUAGGACACUCAGUUACAAACAUUAUCUCUUUAAGUUUCUCAGAAACUGCAUCCCUGAUUUCAUUCAUUCCCAGCUUGAAAGCUCAGCCAUAUUACUCUGGUCCCUACCAAACUGCUCUAGGAGGUCAUUUCUGUUUUGUUUGUGAUAUUUAGUCGUGCAGACUUCAGGAAGUCCACUUUUAACUUCAGCAUUCCAAAUGAAGUUUCCUGACUCAGUACUUUUGCAUAAGGAACUAGAAAAAAAAAAAGGUAAGGAAAAUUGGAGAUGCUAACAUCCUCCCCAUCCCAACUGCACCUUAAAGUAUGCAUGUCACCUUCAAGGUUUUAUAAUUGCACUGUUUGUUUUAUGUAUGUACAGAUUAAAAUUAUUGCUACAUUUGAGGAAAAUAAAAUUGCUUGCUUCUAUGUAAUUCCUGUCACUCUACAGGAAAUUAACUUUUCCAGCUACUGAAUAGAAUUUGUUUAACAACCUCAUGGGUUGCCUCUUCAUUUACAGGGAAGAACUGAAACCUACCUCCUGCAGGAGUUGCCACAACCCAUAAAGACAAAUGAGUAAUUCAAGGGUAAUAAAAGAAAGGAAGCCAAAAUCCUCUAGUUCACCCUUUUAUGAACCAUCCCAGUGAAACUUAGCCCAAAUGAAGUCAUGAUAGAGGAAAUUCUAACUUUGGCCAUUUGUCUGAUGAUGAAAUGCUCUGGUCCUGCUGUUUCUUCACCCAGAAGACCUGAUUCAGGCAGCACUUCAUAGAUACCAGAUACCACCCAUGUGUCUCUCCUUCAUUGGUUUUCAUGUACUGAUAUUUGCUAUUAUUACAGAUUAUAAAGAUGUGGGAUCUAACCUGAAGAGGCGCCUUCAGUUUGGAGAUGCAUUUUAUAAAAUCCUGGCCCUGGCAGCCUAAAUCCACCAACACAUGGCCUAGGAGGAUAAGCAAAUGCGAUUCUAGAGGGCAGGGGAAGAUGUAUAUCCCACACACAUUCUGACACAUAACUGCACACAGAUUUGGGCAGUUGCUGUCUGAACUCAUGAGGGAACAAAACCUUUUUCCUUAAAGUUAGAAUGAGGUAAAAAUGAUACCUCUCUGAGAUGUAUGCUGAUUUAAACUUAUCCUCUGGGGUAGGGAGGCCAUUAGAAAAAUAACCAGAAGCAAUUGAGGAAAAAGUGGGAUUGAUAUAAAGAAACUUCAUCAUCUUUAUGGUUUGCCUAAAAUAGGUUCCUGCCUAAAAAUUCUCUCCUGGGCCCUGACAAGGAAAGAAUGGACAAUUGUCUGCUUACAAACGAAGUUGUGCUGAUUUCCUUGUUGACUUUAACUGUUCUUCCCAGAAGAGCAGCUCCACUUGAAUCAAGUGAAUAAUUAGAGCAAGCUUGAUCCAUGACCAUUCCUGUACCUCUGGAAAAUAUCUUGAUGAUUUUAAUUAAGCCUAUAAAUUCUUUUUAUUAGGGAAAACUGCCAAAGGAAGCAUUCCUCCAUCCAGAACCUUUUUUGCCAGCACUAAAUUAGUUUCCUUUAUAUAUUUUCUUUUCAUUGCCUCAAGAGCUUUUAAGAUUGAAGAAAUGCAAACCUCUGACCUCAUUCACGCAUUCAGCACAUUUUACUGUUGUUAUCCAAGGCACUCGGGAUGUGGGAGGAUCCAGGCAUGGACCCUGCCCUCUCAGAGCACAGAUCCCAUAGAAAGAGAGGCUUACAUGGUAACAAUCACAAUUGGAUUAAAUGGCAUAAAGUAUAAAGGAGAGUUAGACAUUUCUUUGGGAGUGAAACCCUGUCUGAACCAUCGAGGAAGGUUUCCCUGAGGGAAAAAUGGUAUUUGCAGUGAGAUUUGCAGGAUGGUGAGGAAGUAGCUCAGUGAAAAGAGGGUGAGAAGAUUCAAUGGAACAGCACACGUGAAGGCCUGGAGAUAGGAAAGGGCCCCAGAGAACUAGUUUUUUAAAUUGUUACCCAGUGUUCUCAGAAACGUUAUUAGACAUGUCAGCCCAUGGAAUGGAGUGAUUUCAGUCAGUCUUUGGCACUAGGAGAAACGUGAACUAGACUUUGUUACUGUCAGUGGGAGAUUGAACCAGUCAAUAGCUAAGGUAUUUUUCAUAACUACCCCUAUUCAGCCAGAAGGACAUGUUCUCUAUCUUUUACACAGUAAUCUGUUACAGCACAUACAGUGUUUAAAUAAAUUUGUACUGUAACAAUUUGUAACAUGCUUGUAAGUACAAGGUCUCAUUGAAUCUGCGGGCCUUUGAGAGAGUUGUCAGAGGAAAAAAACUAAAAGUUUAUGACACAAACAUGUUUGAUGGUGGAACUGGGACUUGAAAGAAGUCUUCUAAUUCUAACUUCAGAUGAUUCGCUAUCCUAUGGUAUGCUUUAGGACUGAUUUGGAGUUUGCAGACUGAUCUCUGACCUGUUUUCUUACAUGAAAUAAGUUUUAGAAACAGGCUAUGAUAAGAGGGGUGAGAACUCAAGAACACAGAUGAGGGGACCCAACCCCUCUCUGCAGGCAGGAGAGCCCUGUGGAGACUCAAGUGAGUGAGCUUUGGCAUGAGGUGGGCAGGGUGUGCUCUACAGCUUUGGGAGUGGCAUUCUGUCCCUAUAGAUCUAACGGGAAAUGUAGAAAUGGAAGUAAAACCCCAGUGUCAGCUUAAAAAAAAAAAUUGGAAAAUAUAGAUUCCUGCAGGGCAGAUAAAAAACAACUGACAGAGGGUCCUCUUUAUGAGGCAGUGGAAUUUAGCCCUACAGUUCCCCCCUAGGAUUUUGGAGUUCUUGGAUCAGAUCAUGGAAGCAUUCACUUUUCUCUGACUUUUAAUCCUUCAUUGUCUUUCCCCUUUGCUAGACUUUGGCUUUGUGAUCAUUUGUGCUUGUCGCAGAACUUUGGCACUUUGUGCAACCAGCAAGACUAAGCAGUGCCCAAGGGCAUCCAGGGCAAACCUGAAGACAGUGACCUGAGAAAGAAGAACUAAAGUGUUAGGAGGAAUUUCAGUUCCACCAGGCAUUCCUCCUGAUCCAAUGCCCUCAGGUGCUAAGGUGCAGAAUAAAACAAAAAGCCUCAGACCAAGGUUUUGAGAUUCCAUUUUUUUGAUGCGCUGUUACAGUACACGCUCUAACAGACAGCAUGGGAAGCACAGAGGGCACCUGC